AUGUGCGAACGAAUUAGACUACAAUCGCAUCCAUACGUCGAAGGCGGCUGCGAUACAUUGUUCCUUCCUAUGGGUGUUUCAGCCGAGUCUAGAAAGCAAGGUCUCUAUCAGCUGCAACAUCGAGGACAAGACGCGUGUGGCAUUGCAACCACGGAAUUCCUGGGACCAUAUCAUUGCAUCAAAGGAAAGGGUUUGGUAAGCGAAGUUUUCGAUUCAAACCUGAUAGGAACAAAUUUAAUCGGAUAUAUGGGACUGGGACAUGUCAGAUAUCGUACUUCUGGUACCAUAAGAGAUCUGGAAGCACAGCCGAUUUCCAGCCAUGGCACUCACGACAUAUUCUUGGUACAUAAUGGACAUGUGUCAGAAUCUGCCGGGAAACGCGAAUUUCAGCAUCAGAGAUCAGAUUCGUACAUUAUCCUUUCCUCCAAGAUUUUCCUCGCAUUGCAUCAAGUGUAUCUCAAAUGCAGCGGCUCUUUUUCUUGUCUAAUCAUGUUCAACGCCAAGUUUGUCGUAGGGUUCCGAGAUUCCCAUGGAAUUAAGCCUUUGAUCCUUGGUCAGCGGCGGAAUCAUGACAGCUCCCACGAUUACAUGCUAGCAAGCAAAACUGUCGCUUUAGAAAAGCUAGAUUAUGUCCCGAUGCGGGACAUCAGUCCACGAGAAGCUGUUCUUAUCGAUGUCACCGCAAACAACCAACUCGAAUUCCAUCAGGUUGUGAACCUCAAAAGCUAUUUGCUCGAUAUCUUCGAGCUUGUAUAUUUCGCUCGUCCGGAAAGCACUCUCGAUGGAAUCAACGUGAAGGACUGCCGACGACGUAUAGGUUGCGCCCUCGGCAGUAUGGUGCUCGAAACGUUAGGAGCUGUUACGUGCGGUAAGAUAGACGUGGUCAUACCAGUUCCCGACUCUGGUUAUAAGAGGCUCAAAACUGUGUGGAGAAAAUUGAGUACUGUCAGUUCCGGGUUUCAAGCCAAGAAUGUUCUUAUUGUUGACGAUAGUAUCGUUCGUGGUGGCACCAGUCGUGAAAUUGUCAGAAUAGUAAGAAAGGCGGGUGUGAUACAAGUAGUAUUCGCAAGCAGCUCACCGGCUAUAAGGUACAAUCAUAUCCAUGGCAUUGACCUAGCCGAGCCAGAAGCGCUCAUAGCUCACGGGCGCACUGAAAGUGAGGUAGCACAGACUAUUGGCGCCGAUAAAGUUGUUUAUCUCCCCCUGGAUAUGUUGUUGGCAUGUUGCCUGGCCUCCCGGGCGCAAUUAUCAAAAGUAUAUGGUUUCGAGGUCGGUUUUUUUUAA
Molecule: messenger RNA, 1284 nt
Organism: Aspergillus saccharolyticus JOP 1030-1
Lineage: Eukaryota; Fungi; Ascomycota; Eurotiomycetes; Eurotiales; Aspergillaceae
Product: amidophosphoribosyltransferase
Exons: 8
Coding region: 1-1284 (427 amino acids)
Biological process (GO): purine nucleotide biosynthetic process
Cellular component (GO): cytoplasm
Molecular function (GO): amidophosphoribosyltransferase activity
Source: RefSeq, a predicted model, not a curated record